AUGGAGAAGAAUGAAGCAAAAGGGGAAAAAUCCUUAGUAUUACAAUCUACCAAAAUUGAUCCAGAUGAAGAUGACACUGAGGUUGCCUAUUUGGCAAAAAGAAUUGUUAGUGCUAUGAAGAAGAGUAGUCAGUUCCAAAGGAGUGGAAGCAGCAACAAAAGAGAAAGCAAUGUUGAGGUUUGUCAUAAAUGUAAAAGUUCUGAGCAUUUCAUUAAGGAUUGUCCCUUACACAAAAUGGAUUAUCAGGAUUACCUCAAGACUAUUGGUGAAAAAGAAAAGAACAGGGACCAGAGGAUGAAAGAAAAGGAGGUUACUCUUUCUGAUAUUAAGGAGAAUCUUGAUAAUUAUACUGCUAGGAAGAUAAAAGGUUUUGCUAAUGUCUUGAUUGACUCUAUAUGUGAACUGACUGCUGAGAAGAAUGCCUUGGAAGAAAAAAAUAAAUAA
Messenger RNA from Capsicum annuum, 444 nucleotides. RefSeq lists its product as uncharacterized. The record is from RefSeq and is a predicted model, not a curated record. Gene Ontology annotation, molecular function: zinc ion binding; nucleic acid binding. Bases 1 to 444 code for a protein of 147 amino acids. The transcript has 2 exons. Lineage: Eukaryota; Viridiplantae; Streptophyta; Magnoliopsida; Solanales; Solanaceae.